Rhopalosiphum padi (bird cherry-oat aphid) is the source of this 787-nucleotide messenger RNA. It is a transcript of the gene mRpS10, whose product is annotated as small ribosomal subunit protein uS10m. The transcript is spliced from 4 exons. Lineage: Eukaryota; Metazoa; Arthropoda; Insecta; Hemiptera; Aphididae. The coding region runs from base 147 to 698 and encodes 183 amino acids. Gene Ontology annotation, cellular component: mitochondrial small ribosomal subunit; mitochondrion. The record is from RefSeq and is a predicted model, not a curated record.
AAUAAGAAUAAUCGUGACUUCGUGAGUACUGAAGUGUGAGAACGUAGACUGAGAAUAUUAUACAUUACUCUAUAACUGUGAGUAAGUCGUGCUGUAUGAUCUUAAUGUAAUUUUUCAUAUUCAACGGUUGACGACGGCACAAAAUAAUGACGACUUUCUUAAAAACCUUAUUGAUGAGCAGUAGAAAAACUUCAGCAUUAGUGCCUUCUAAUUUUAAUUUAUCUACAAGAUGGUUCUGCGCCAAGCCUCAAAGAUCCGAGGAGAGUAAAAUUGACCAAAAUGAUUUUGCUGCUGUUACUACUCAGAAUGAAGAACUGGAUAAAUUAUACAAAACCAUAGAAUUUGAAUGUCGUAGCAACGAUCGUGCAGUAUUGCGUAGUUACACUCAAUUUGCAACAAUGGCUGCAAAUGAACUAGGAAUUCAAGUCGGUAAAUGCUGGUCACCACGUAAAGCCCAUCAUGAGCGGUACACAUUAUUACGUUCUAUUCACGUGCAUAAAAGGUGUAGAGUACAGUAUGAAGUAAGAACGUGGUUUAGAUUCAUUCAUUUCCAUAAGCUUACUGGUUCUACUGCGGAAACCUUUUUGGAAUAUGUUCAGAGAAAUUUACCUGAAGGAGUUGCACUUAAAGUAACCAAAGUACUUUUAGAAAAUAUUCCUGAAAGUGUUUCAUCACAUAUGGCGUCUGAAAUGGCUUAAAUAAUAUAUAUACAUUACUCUUAGUUGUUAAUGUUGAAACAUUUUUUUUAUGUAAUACAGUUUCUAUAUAGUAAAAUCUAUAAAUUAAA